Molecule: messenger RNA, 3055 nt
Organism: Anguilla rostrata (American eel)
Lineage: Eukaryota; Metazoa; Chordata; Actinopteri; Anguilliformes; Anguillidae
Product: beta-2 adrenergic receptor-like
Exons: 3
Coding region: 288-1400 (370 amino acids)
Biological process (GO): chemical synaptic transmission; adenylate cyclase-inhibiting serotonin receptor signaling pathway; G protein-coupled receptor signaling pathway, coupled to cyclic nucleotide second messenger
Cellular component (GO): plasma membrane; dendrite
Molecular function (GO): G protein-coupled serotonin receptor activity; serotonin binding; neurotransmitter receptor activity
Source: RefSeq, a predicted model, not a curated record
GGAUGCUAACCCUCUCCCAGGUAAUCGCUGUUUUUUCUUUGCGGUUUUGAAUGUGAUGCAUUCGAGGAUUAGACUCCAAUUUUUCCAGCGAAACUGGAUGUCUCGCAGUGGUAUCAUGCUCACAAAGGGACACUGAUGACCGCGGGAUGAGCCCAUGCCUUUGUAACAUCACUUGAACUGAAAAUGGACUCCCCUGCACUUCAGUAACAUCCAGGGAAAAACCCGCUAACCAGACUGCUGGUUGUAGGGCCGUUGAACUCCACCCCUUCCGGGCCUGGGCCUCCAGCAUGUCUGACCUCCCGGGGAACCUGAGCGUGCCGUGGGGGUCCGAGUCACUGAUGGGCGUCACGAGUGGCCUCAACCUGACGGCGGCGGCCUUCGCCGGCCCGUGGGAGAGGCGGUCCCAGACUCCGCUGUGCGCCUUCUGCUGCGGCGGCCUGCUGAACCGCACGCUGGCCGUCGUGUUCAUGGUCAGCCUCUCCUUCGCCAUCGUCGCCGGCAACGUGGUCACGCUCACCGUCUUCGUACAGACACGCCUGUUCCGCACACCUCAGGGAUACCUCAAAGUAUCACUGGCCUUGGCAGACAUGAUGGUGGGCAUGCUAGUCGUGCCCUUCUCCAUCUACACUGAGGUCUCGCUGAUGGUGACCAGCACACCGCCUUCCUGGUACCAGGGCGGGUCCCUUACUUCGACGGGGGGCCUGUGGGGCCCCUGGCAGCCCUGCUGGCUGAUCGGCCCCGUGUUCGCCGGCUGCACCUUCGUCUCCAUCAGCACCAUCUUCCUGAUGACGGUGGAGCGCAGCGUGGCCGUCCUGCGGCCGCUGCACAAGGACUCGGUGGUGACGCGGCACCGGGUCCUCCUCCUCAUCCUCCUCUCCUGGGCCGGCAGCUUCCUCCUGGCCCUGGCGCCCCUCAUCCUCAGCGACAGCUUCACCCUGGAGUACAACGAGUGCAGCCGCAUGUGCAACUACGUCCCCCUGCUGGACGGGGACGGGAGCGUCCUCCUGCUCUUCCCCGCCUUCGACUUCACGCUGCUGGGCGGGACCCUGGCGGUCAACAUCCUGUCGUUCACCUCCAUCCGCCGCUACACCCGCAAGCGCAAGCUGCUGUCGGAGGGAAGCCUGGGCGUGGACGGCGGCAGCGGCGGGUGCCCGCACAGGCCCUCCUUCUCGGACAUCAAGGCGGCCAAGACCAUCGGCAUCCUGACGUUCGCCUUCACGGCCUCCUUCUCGCCCAUCGCCGUGUUCGUGCUGGGCAACGUGGUGGGCUACACCUGGUGCACUUUCUCCUUCUUCGCUUUCUGGAUCCUGACGGCCAACAGCUGCUGCAACGUCAUCAUCUACAGCGUGAGGGACCAGCGCUUCAGGAAGGGGGUGGUGCUUCUCUUCCACAGGGACUGAGCCCCGCCCCCUGGGGAGAGGAGCCAAGGCUGCGGCAGCCUGCUGCUGGUUUCAGUCCCGUCACAUUUGAUUUCAUGCACCCCGUGUCUGUAAGGCCAGCGCUACAUUGUGUGGCACUUCAGGCACCAGGCAGGCACUACUCCAGGGAUUGUUAUUACAAUAUUCAAGUGUCUUAUUGUGACAUUUGUCUUAAAAAUGAGAUUUAUUGAGACAUCAAUUUAUUUCACAUUGCUUACCUUGGGCUGCUUCCUGGUAGUGGAGAGAAACUGUACUUGUUGCUGGUGUUGAUACGGCCCGAAGGAUAUAGCUUUAUGGUCUCAGUCUGAAAUUUUUACAUGGUAUCUUGAGCAUACCUCGACCCACUAUAGUGCUUUCUGACCAUUAUUCAUUUUAUUUAUUUUAUGAUACUGUAUCUAUAUGACUUUUCCCACAAGACAAGGCUGAAUGAAAAUUUUGAAGGCUCUUUGAAGACACCUCAGUUUAAUUGGGUUAAAUAUUGAUAUUUUUCAAAGGUUGAAAAUAGCGCUGCUCGGUACAGCAGCAAUGAAGGAAUGGCUUAUUUCAGAGUAAGAUGAAACCAAAUUAUUAUAGUUAUUGAAUAGGUUAGGAUUUUACAAUUACAUUUUAUUAACUCUGGGCUGAAAUUUCUGAGGCUAUAAGAUAUCUACCUAAGUGUUAGUGCAGUUAAACUUUGAAAUCUUAACUGUUAAUCUUAUAAAUGACAAUUGUGAAGAAAAUUGGACAAAUCUAAUUUGUAUUUGUUUACGAUUAAAUUAAAAGAUACGUAUGUGCCAAUUAAAAUAAAUAAUAUACUUCAAAAAUAAUAUACUUUAGAAUUCACUGGCUGAAUGUUUUAUUGGAGAUUAUCGGCUUAACCUACGUGUUGUCCUCAGGGCCAAAUAUGACACUAUCCUGGGUUUAACAGCAAUAAAAAUAUCUGAAAUAUAAUUUUUCCAAGAUGAAAUUCCAUAAAUUUUCCUGGAGUGACCCUACCAUUGCAAAAAACAUGUUAUAUUUUUAUUAAAAAUGUUUCACCGUCAGGAUGCAGAGAUUGUACGUCACUUCGGAUAAAAGCGUUUGCUAAAUAAAUGUAAUUGUCUUAUAUGUAUUUUUUUAACCAUGCAGUAAUUAAAUCAGAAGUCAUAAUCAAAGUGCCAAAAAAGUGUCACAGAUCCAUUACAGCAACAAACAAAAAAAUCGAUUAAAAUGUAAAAACGAGUGGAGUUGCCUGAAUAAAUAGAGUCUCUCUGGACUUUGAAGUAGGAAAACAGUUAUUCACCCAUUUAUUUAUGAGUAACAGGAUUCCACAUGGAAAAAAUUGAACUGGUUUAGGGUUUACAAUUCAAUGCAGGGGCUUUAUCAUAGAGGGUCCAGUGAAGGAGGGUUAUUUUGACCCUGUAGACAUGGGGUGUCAAGACAAAGGUUGUAAACCUUAAAAGCAAAACACAUUUAGAUGAACUUAACAAUAUUGUUAACUAAAUUUCUGAAAAAUGUUCCUUUAUUUUUCGUACUUCUCAAAGCUGUGAACUUGGACUUAAUGUGUGUUCUGAGUCGAUACUGUAUUGUUGUGGUUGACAUUAUAGACACUGUGCUGGAAAAUACCAGCAUUGCUUUAUUAAAUUGAUUGUGACCACAAUUAUUUUAAAUAAAGACCA